AUGACGAUUAUUCACAAAAAUGGAUCAAUCUUCUAUGAUCGAAGAGCAAAGGUGGAUGAGUUGAAUUUGCACAUCUCCAAGAGUCAGAGGAUUCUAGAAGAAAAGGAGCAACUACUCGAAAAAGAGAAGGAACGACUCGAGAAAGCUCAGGAAGUCUUGGAACGGAAUCAGCUGCAACUCAGUUCAAUUGAAUACAUGAACUGCGAAAUCGAACACCAUACAAAGCAAUGUAAACAUGAGCUAAGAGAACUCUCCGCUGAAUACGUCAAACGCCAGACAAGGCUUCGACACCUACAGCAACGAAAACACGAGCUCGAUCAGAAACAAACUCUCUACAAAACGUUAUUACAGAACGAGCAAGAUGCUUGGUCCCAAUACUUAGAGAAACGUAACCACACCAUUGCACAACUCGAAGACGAGUUAGAACGGAUCACCAAGCAGAAUCAAGAGCGAGAUGAAGAGCUCGACCUAUUGCUGCUUGAGAAGAACGAGCAACAGGAAGAGUUUGAUCGAUUACAGACGCAGUGGAAAACUCAGCGACAAACAGCGAUGACAGUAAACAGAAGGCUGUUUCAAAUCACGAGUAAAAACAUGCCAACGAAGUGGGAUCCAAUACAGGUUGGUCGUGUGUUUGUUUGUAACUUGAAUGUGUGUGUGUACAACAAAAAAAGAACAGCACUUCAAUUGAAAUACAGUGCAAAUGAUAAAAAAGAAGAGGGUAAUGUGGAAAUGUCCCCUUUCAGAAAACAAGACUAUGGAAGCAUUAGUAAGGGCGGUUUUGAUGAUCAUAACACUAUAGAUUGCGACCAUAAAGUGGUACUCACAUUGUAUGGCAAUAUUGAAGAACUGCCUACGAAUCUUUUGCUGUAUCACUAUGUGUAUUUACAGGAAACUUGUGGCGAAAUGAUAGAUAUGGUCGUUACAUUUGAUGAAAGGGGGAGCUCCAAGGCAAUAAGACACGUAAUUUGUGGUGCAUUUAGUUAA
Molecule: messenger RNA, 984 nt
Organism: Blastocystis hominis
Lineage: Eukaryota; Bigyra; Opalinata; Blastocystidae
Exons: 12
Coding region: 1-984 (327 amino acids)
Source: RefSeq, a predicted model, not a curated record